UCUGUCCGUCUGCCCGGUUCUCGCGUCUCUUUCUCCGUCUCUUGUGCGCGCAUCAUUAUUAUUAUCACUAUCGUCAUUAUCAUCUUCAUCAUCUUCUUUUUUUCUUCUUCGUCUUCGUCUUCAAGUGUAGCGUCGCGGAUUCCCGCUGUUCCGCUCCUCUCGCGGGAGGUCAGCACCUUAGCAUCGGUAGGUAGAAGUCGAGAUGUUGUGAUGGCUGGUAGGUCACGACGUUCGAGCACAGAGCUCGAACCAGAUCUAUCGACGCCAACUGCUUCGAAGAGGCCAAAGCGAUCUGAAACUUCAUCCGACGAAUCGUCUGGAAAGGAGCUAACGGAAGUGAAAAGUACCGAAACACUGAUCACGAGUGAGGUAUCUUUACAAGCAGAGGUCGUGCUUGUUCCGGAAGGGGACAAACAGCUUUCAGUUACAGAACAAGCAGGAACAUCGAAGCAAUCAGGCUUGAUUAGUGAAACCCCCAGAUCCCCAGAAUCGAUCAAGGAAUCGUCCCAAGAGGAUCCGGAGCUCGUCUCAACAAAAGUGACCCCGGGCACUUCGAAAGAAGAGGAACUUGGCACGCUGAAAUAUAUUGUAAUGAAGUACAGCGAUCCAAGCGAAUUGUCUGGUCCUUCCGGAAAAAGACCAGAAUGCGAGACGACGGUGCGAAGUUUCACGCUGCGCGAACAUGCAUCAUAUGAGGACCUGUCUAUUAUAGGAAAUGGUGCUUAUGGCACAGUGUACAAAGCUAAAGAUAAGACUAGCGGUCAAAUCGUAGCGCUUAAGAAAGUCAGGAUACCUUUGACGGAAGAUGGUUUGCCUAUGUCCACGCUAAGAGAGAUUGCGGCUCUGAAAUCACUCGAACGAUAUGAACAUCCACAUAUUGUCAGAUUACUCGAUGUCUGUCAAGGAGAUUAUCUUCAUUUACCAUCAGGUGAUGGCGCACAAUCGGAAAGAUUGGAUCGUGGUCUCACUCUCUGGUUGGUGUUCGAACAUGUGGAAAGAGAUCUCGCUUCAUACAUAGCUAAUUGUCGAAAUAGCUUUCCGCGAUCGGGAAUCCCAUCAUAUCUCGUUAGACAAAUGUCAAAAGAGAUACUCUGUGGCGUAGAGUUCCUACAUAGCCAUAGAAUAAUACACAGGGACUUGAAGCCGCAGAAUCUUUUAGUAACGCGCGAAGGCAGAAUCAAGAUCGCAGAUUUUGGUCUGGCCAAAACAUACGACUUCGAAAUGAGAUUAACUUCCGUGGUUGUAACUCAGUGGUAUCGAGCACCCGAAGUACUUUUAGGAUGUUCCUAUGCUACUCCUGUUGAUGUUUGGUCUGUUGGAUGUAUAUUAGCGGAACUUUGCAAAUUGGAACCGUUAUUUCCAGGUACCAGUGAAGGUGAUCAACUGGACAGGAUUUUCCAAGUUUUAGGUACUCCGUCGCAGCAAGCGUGGCCAGAGAAUGUAUCACUCAGUUGGACAGCUUUUCCAUACAGACAACCCAAACCUCUCGGUGCAAUAAUACCAGAUCUCAAUGAACAUGGAUUAGACUUAAUAAGGAAUAUGCUCAUGUUUGAUCCUCAUAGUCGUAUAACUGCAGCUCAAGCCGUAAGACACCGAUAUUUUUCCGAGGAAAAUGUAUAAUAACUGUUCUGUAAGUUAUCUAGACUUAUUGCUGAAUUAUCAGCAAACUCAGACUGACGUAAUUAUAUUCAGAAAUAGAGAUGUACAUGACUUUUAAGCGUAUUACAGUAUUGUAUAUUACAGUACACUUGUAAAAUUACUAAUAAUUAUUAAGUAUCUAAUACGAGUAUUAAGAAUCACUUCUGCGUACAAAUGUUACAACAUUAUAAAUUCCAUUAACAUUAAAAUUAGCGUUAAAUUAGAUUUAAAUUUGUUAUGUUAAAUAGUAGUCAUUAUACAUAUAUUUCAUGUUAGUUUUAUAUAAUUGGUAUUGUGAAAUUAAGUUAUUAACACUAAAUAUAACGUAAUAUUUUUGUGAAAAA
This is a messenger RNA of Pogonomyrmex barbatus (red harvester ant), 1982 nucleotides long. Its product is annotated as cyclin-dependent kinase 4. Gene Ontology annotation, cellular component: cyclin-dependent protein kinase holoenzyme complex; cytoplasm; nucleus. Gene Ontology annotation, molecular function: cyclin-dependent protein serine/threonine kinase activity; cyclin binding; ATP binding. NCBI's taxonomy places the organism in Eukaryota, Metazoa, Arthropoda, Insecta, Hymenoptera, Formicidae. Gene Ontology annotation, biological process: G1/S transition of mitotic cell cycle; regulation of gene expression; protein phosphorylation. The record is from RefSeq and is a predicted model, not a curated record.